AGGUGACGCUUUGCCCCUCGUAUUUGUUAACGAGAAACAUAAAACAGAAACAAAAAACAAACAAGUGUUUUGAAAAGCACCGAAAACGAAGAUAAAAACAACAAAAUACUAUAAAGUCUCUCUGCCUGCUUUUUCUCCAUUACUCUCUCUUUACCGCAUCACUUUCCUCGAUCUCCACCAAAAAUACGGAGACGAGGAGAGGACUUUUUGUCUUUCCUCUCUGAUUCACCUAUUGAAUUACUAUUUUCAGUAAACAAAAAUUUCCUGUUUUCGUUGAAUUCCCGAAUUCAUUCCCCUUUUUCAUUGGUUUUCUGGUCAACGUAGUUAGUAGAUUUUUCUUGAUAUUAGGGUUUUUUUUUUUAUUGAUAUUACGGGGUUUGGUAUGAAAUUAUGUAGUUGGAGAAGGUGGACUUAUGGUUUCGAAAUAAAAAUCCCAUUCUCAUUGUUUGGGAUUACCAAAUAUUUAGCAUUUUUUUUUUUUUGUUUAUUUUUCAAAUUCUGUCUUCUGGGGUUUUAUUAUGUUUCACUUUGGGGCUGAUUUAAUGCUUAGAUUGUGAUAGUUUUUGGGUAUUUCUUUUUGUGAACGAAGGAUUAUUUUAUAAUUAUUUUUAAUCUGGGAGAUUGGGAAUUGGGUAAAUCUGUUGAGAUUUAGUGGUCAUUGUUUUGUGGGUAUAGGGUUAUUUCGCAAAUAAAUGCUCAGUUGGGCACAAAUCUGAUUGGAGUUAGCAAUCUUGAGCUUCUGGGCGGGCGUGUAUUGGAGGGAAUUUGAUAAUGGAUCACGUGAUUGCUGGGAAGUUUAAGCUGGGGAGAAAGAUUGGGAGUGGAUCAUUUGGGGAGCUAUAUUUAGGUGUUAACGUACAAACUGGGGAGGAGGUGGCUGUUAAGCUGGAGCCUGUGAAGACCAGACAUCCUCAGCUUCACUAUGAAUCAAAAUUGUAUAUGCUUCUGCAAGGAGGAACUGGAAUCCCCCACCUCAAGUGGUUUGGAGUCAAGGAUGACUAUAAUAUUAUGGUUAUCGACCUUCUUGGACCAAGUUUGGAAGAUUUGUUUAACUAUUGCAAUAGGAAAUUUACGUUGAAAACAGUUUUGAUGCUCGCAGAUCAAUUAAUUAACAGAGUUGAAUACAUGCAUUCAAGAGGUUUUCUUCACCGUGAUAUAAAACCGGACAACUUCUUGAUGGGCCUAGGGCGUAAAGCCAAUCAGGUUUAUGCUAUUGAUUACGGCCUUGCAAAGAAGUAUAGAGAUCUUCAGACUCAUAAGCACAUACCAUACAGGGAAAACAAGAACCUCACAGGCACAGCUCGCUAUGCAAGCGUUAAUACUCACCUUGGAAUUGAACAAAGCAGAAGGGAUGAUCUGGAGUCUCUUGGUUAUGUGCUUAUGUAUUUUCUAAGAGGAAGCCUUCCCUGGCAGGGAUUAAAAGCUGGCACAAAAAAGCAAAAAUACGAUAAGAUCAGUGAAAAGAAGAUGUCAACCCCUAUAGAGGUGCUUUGCAGAUCAUAUCCAUCUGAGUUUGUAUCCUACUUUCACUACUGCCGGUCUUUGCGGUUUGAGGACAAGCCGGAUUAUUCAUAUUUAAAGAGGCUCUUCCGAGACUUAUUUAUUCGAGAAGGUUGUCAAUUUGACUAUGUAUUUGACUGGACUAUAUUGAAGUACCCUCAGAUUGGUGCCAGCUCUAAAGGACGGCAACAUAGUGGGAAAGCAGGUUUGAAUGCAGGAACAUCUGCAGAAAGACCGGAGAGGAUCUCAGUUGGGAAAGAGAUCCGAGAGAGAUUCUCUGGUGCAGUUGAAGCAUUUUCCAGAAGAAAUGUCUCAAACACUAGUCCACGUGAUCGUUCCAGACACAGGACUUAUGAUGAUUAUGCUUCACCCAAGGAUGUGCGCCUUGAUUCGGACAAAGGACGGUCUCGAUAUGGUAGUAGUUCAAGAAAAGCUGUCCUCUCAAGCGACAAGCCAAGUUCUUCUGGUGAACACAGUGAAGGUCGUGCAGGGCGCGCUGUCCUUAGUGGUGGCCGGCCAUCUACCACUCAGAGAAUUCAACUUGGUUACGAGUCAAAACCAUCUUAUACUCGCGCUGCUGCUGCUAGAGGCACCCGCAACGAUCCUCUUCGGAGCUUUGAGCUCCUCUCAAUCAGGAAAUAAUCUGAGUAUUUUGUUAGUAUGGAUAUUUGUUAUGCUUCAAAUGAAUGUAUACAUCUCAGAUUUGUGGGAAAAUUAUAAAAAUACAUGGGAAAUAACCUGAUCACACGUUCAUAUCACUUCUCUCAUUUCAAAAUUCCU
Molecule: messenger RNA, 2280 nt
Organism: Juglans microcarpa x Juglans regia
Lineage: Eukaryota; Viridiplantae; Streptophyta; Magnoliopsida; Fagales; Juglandaceae
Product: casein kinase 1-like protein 10
Exons: 14
Coding region: 772-2142 (456 amino acids)
Biological process (GO): endocytosis; peptidyl-serine phosphorylation; signal transduction
Cellular component (GO): nucleus; cytoplasm
Molecular function (GO): protein serine/threonine kinase activity; ATP binding
Source: RefSeq, a predicted model, not a curated record